Molecule: messenger RNA, 1269 nt
Organism: Fragaria vesca subsp. vesca
Lineage: Eukaryota; Viridiplantae; Streptophyta; Magnoliopsida; Rosales; Rosaceae
Exons: 11
Coding region: 1-1269 (422 amino acids)
Source: RefSeq, a predicted model, not a curated record
AUGGGGUGCGCUACUUCUGUAUAUGCCGCUGUUGGAACAAAGAAGAAGUUGACUGUCCCUGAAGUUGUCGUCUUCGUCCCAUCCGCUCGCAUUCCUGCACAAUCUGAUCUUCAAAAGCAGCUUAGAGGCCGUAUUCCAAAAGAUGUUGUUGACAGAUUGUCUUCUCUCCGCAAUCAGAUUGUCUUUGUGGCAGAGGACACCGAUGGAUCUGCUAUACCAGAACUUCGCCGAGGGCUUGAGGAAUACUUGUCUCUUUUAAUUGGCCUCACUAACAAAGAAUAUGGUCUUGAGGGAUUGAUUGAAUUCAAGUGGAGAAGUUUAGACGAUGGGAAACACGACGCCUCCUCAUCAUGUGUAGCAAACUCUUGGUUUGAAGUACUGUCUGUUGUUCACAUGAUGGCUAUGCUUGCGUUGUCGGAGGCUGACACAGUGAUGAUUCCAAAGGACCAUUCUGGCUCUAGUAUAAGAACUGUCUCUUCAGAUUGCAAGAGAGAAGCUGUGGACUUAUUGCUUAAGGCAACAGGGUAUUUGGAAUUCUGUGUCCGGGAAGUACUGGUUCACAUACCACCUGAAAUCAAGAAAAGUUUUCCGAACGAUUUGCAGGAUGGUGUGUUGGAGGCCAUUUCCUUUCAAACUCUUGGCCAGGGAACUGAAAUUCAGCUUGGUUUAGCUGUUGAUUGUCAGAAGGCCACUUUAUCAGUUAAAAGGAGACUGGCCUGUGAACAAUUGAGCUAUUUUAGCCAGGCUUAUCACUGCUUGUCUGGUCGUGAUCACUUCAAUAACGGAUAUGCAAAGAAGCAUAUGUGGUUCAUCAAAUGGAAAUUUCUCGAGUCAAAGGCUGCAGCAUACUACUUCCAUGGUUUGAUGGUUGACAAGGGUAAUGAACCAUCAUGCCAUGUCAAGGCUGUAUGUUGUUUUCUUGCCGCAGAAGAAAUUCUAUCAGAGAGCAAGAAAGCUUGCCUUACCUUUUGCCUUGCAGCUCCAGUUACCAGGGCUGCUCCACUCUGGGGAGCUAUGAAGCAUUUGCAUCAGAAAAUCCCUGAAGUUGCAGCAAGGAAAUCCCAGAUGUAUGGCUACCUCUUAGAACAAGAGAAGGUUCUCCAAGCAUUGCCUGACCUACCAGAAUUUCAACUGUCAUUAAGACCUGAUGACUAUCAACUACCUGAAAUUGACCCAGCUUGGGAGUCGGAAAAAUGGGAAACUCAAAGCCAGAGCUUGAAAGAGCACCUAAACGAUAGCGAUGACGAUGAUGAGACUGAAACCAAGUGA